AUGUCUCCCGUACACGGCCACUGCGAUGCGGCCUUCCAACCCCUCUGCGAUCUGUUCGAUCGAUUGCUGAUCGAUGGAAGCGAGCUUGGCGCAUCGAUCUGCGUGAACAUUGACGGACGCAACGUCGUGGACCUCUGGGGAGGGUACGCCAACGCGGAGCGCACAAAGGCCUGGGAGCGAGACACCAUCACGACCAUCUGGUCGACUACCAAGGUCAUUACCGCCCUUGCGGCUAACAUGCUCAUCGACCGUGGCAUUUUAGAUCCCACAGAAAAAAUAUCUACAUACUGGCCCGAGUUCGCCGCAAACGGCAAGGAGAACAUUCUGGUAUCGCAUGUCCUGAGCCAUUCCUCCGGACUGCCUUCUUGGGAGUCCCCGAAUACCGUGGAAGACAUCUACAAUGCUGAGAGGGCCACGGAAAAGAUCGCUACGCAACGACCGUGGUGGACGCCGGGCGAGCAGCUGGGUUACCACAUCGUCACCCAGGGCUGUCUCGUCGGGGAAUUAGUUCGCCGCACGACCGGCCAGUCUCUUGCUGAGUUCAUUGCCGAUCAAAUAACAGGGCCUCUACACGCCGACUGCAGACUCGGGGUUCCGGAACCCGAGUGGUCGCGUACAGCAGAUAUCAUCCCUCCGCCACCCCCACCUGAAGCAACCCCCGCGUUAGACCCGGAAAGCAUAGCGUCCAAGGCCCUCGCCGGCGUCCCCAUACCACCCGAAGCCGCAAUGACAGCAGCAUUCCGCAACGCCGAGCUGGGCGCCAGCAACGCAUUCACCAACGCGCGGGCCCUGGCUCGAAUCGCUUCUGUCGUCGCGCUUGGAGGCACGGUCGACGGGAAACAGUACCUCUCCCCGGCAGCGAUUGAUCAGAUGCUCCAGGAGCGAAGCAGCGGUCUGGACCAGGUGCUGCUUGUGAAACUGCGAUGGGGGCUUGGGGUGGGGUUGCCUGUGCCGGAGACCGUGCCCUGGCUUCGGUCCAACGGCCGGCUUUGUUUCUGGUGUGGAUGGGGCGGAUCGGUGGUGAUUAUGGACCUGGACCGUCGGAUGUCGAUUGCGUAUGUCAUGAAUAACAUGGGCUGCGGGGUCUUGGGCAGUGAGCGGACGGCGGCCUAUGUUGAGACGAUCUAUAGGAUUGUUGACGCCCACUCGGAUAUCUGA
This is a messenger RNA of Aspergillus mulundensis, 1158 nucleotides long. RefSeq names its product serine hydrolase domain-containing protein. The coding region runs from base 1 to 1158 and encodes 385 amino acids. The record is from RefSeq and is a predicted model, not a curated record. Lineage: Eukaryota; Fungi; Ascomycota; Eurotiomycetes; Eurotiales; Aspergillaceae. The transcript has a single exon.